This is a messenger RNA of Myxocyprinus asiaticus (Chinese sucker), 2621 nucleotides long. RefSeq names its product zinc finger protein 501-like. Gene Ontology annotation, molecular function: RNA polymerase II cis-regulatory region sequence-specific DNA binding; DNA-binding transcription activator activity, RNA polymerase II-specific. Gene Ontology annotation, cellular component: nucleus. NCBI's taxonomy places the organism in Eukaryota, Metazoa, Chordata, Actinopteri, Cypriniformes, Catostomidae. The record is from RefSeq and is a predicted model, not a curated record. Gene Ontology annotation, biological process: regulation of transcription by RNA polymerase II. The coding region runs from base 191 to 1876 and encodes 561 amino acids. The transcript is spliced from 2 exons.
GUGCUGUAAAUCAGUAGUAUGUGUUUGAAAUCCUCUUCAUGAAUCUAGUGUUGAUUGUGUUGUCACUCCAGUACAGGAGGAGGCACUAUGGAGAUCUUUAGUCCCCCAGUAAACUCACUAAAGAAAGAAAGAAGAACUCACAGUUUGAACACUAAGCUGGUGUGUUUAUAGUUCAGUGUUUUUAGUUCAGAUGUUGAAGAUGAGUUUGCAGGGGGAUUUGAUGUGCUGUAAAUCAGUAGGAACUGAUCUGUCCAUGCUGGAUAUUGAUGAUUUGAUGAGAGAAAUCUCUCAGCUGAAGAAAGAGGUGGCGUUACUGGAGGCAAAGCUGAGGGAAAGAGAGGUUUGUACAGGUUCAACACGGAGUCAGACAGCCAUUCAAUAUAUAAAUCAGUGUGAUUGUGUUUGUCAGGUUUCAGAUCAAAGAUCCAGAGACACACAGGACUCAGAGCUCAGCCUCACUUUACUCUGUUAUACUGAUGCUCAGGAGAGUGUGUGUGACAGUAAUCAGGGUGAUCAAACCUCCACAGAGUCUCUGGCUUCUGUCUGUAACACUGCUGGAGAACAGCAGAUGCUCAAGAUACCAUUGAAGAUGUGUUCAGUGAAGCUGAUGGACUGCAGGAACCUCAUGGAGAUGAGACGAGAAACCACAGCACAGGAACAACACACUGAUGAAGAUGAUGAUGAUGAUGAAACCACAGCACACCAACACACUGAUGAAGAUGAUGAUGAUGAUGAUUUUAAAACCACAGCAGAGGAACAACAUAUGAGUGAUGAAGAUGAUGAUUUUAUUCCUUCAGAUGCAAACAGUGGUUCAUCUGAUGGAGAAACGGCUUCUACAUCAAAACAGCAUCUUUCCUGCAAAAUUUGUGAGAGGACAUUCACUUCGAAAGGACGUUUAGUGAGACAUGAGAGAAGACACAAAGAGCAGAAAGUCUUCAAAUGUAAGAGAUGUGAGAGCAGCUUUUCUACCUUAAAAGAGAGGAACCAUCAUUCAGAAGUGCACAAAGUAAAGAAGGAGUUUCCCUGUGAGCAGUGCAGGAAGGUUUUCCUUACUACUUCUAAUCUGAAAGUUCACAUGAAGACACACAGUGACGAAAAGCCUUUCAGCUGCAGUGAGUGUGACAAGUGUUUCAGAACUAAAGGAAAUCUUGAUAUUCAUAAGAGAAUACACACGGGGGAGAAACCGUACAAGUGUCCUCACUGUGAGAAGAGAUUCACCCACAAGUAUCAUAUGAACUCACAUGUCCGUUUGCACACCAAUGAGAGGCCAUAUCACUGCAGUGAAUGUGGCAAAACCUUUAAACAAUUAUUUUGUCUGAAGACACAUCAGAAAAUACACUCUGGAGAGAAACCCUAUCAAUGCUCACACUGUGAUAGACGUUUCCGUCAGAAAUCUGACCUGAAACGUCAUGAAAGAAGACAAUCUGGGGAGAAACCCUUUCAAUGCUCACACUGUGACAAGUGUUACCAUCUUGAAUCUGACAUGAAAUAUCAUGAAAAAAGACACUAUGGAGAGAAACUUUACCUCUGCUCUUACUGUGGAAAAAGAUUUUAUGUACCAUCUGAAUUAAUAGUUCAUCAGAGAGUGCACACGGUAGAAAAGCUGUAUCACUGUAGCGUUUGUGGGAAGAGUUUCAAUCAAAAUGUUCUCUUACUAAAGCACAAGAGAACACAUAGUGGAGAAAGACCUUUCAAAUGCACUCAGUGUGACAAGACGUUUACCCGAUCAGAUAACCUGAAAACCCACCAGAGAGUGCAUACAGGAGAGAAACCUUACAGCUGCUCCAUCUGCAGGAAAGCAUUUGUUUUUUCAGCAAGUUUAUAUACUCAUCAGAAGACACAUGCUAGAGAUCAAGCUGCCCUGAAAUCAUCGUAGUGUUUUCAGGCAUCAACAUUAAAUCACAAUUACACUAUCGAAGGCAAUUUUUGUCAUAAUCAUGCAGCCCUGAAGUUAACUCUCCAAAAACUGAUCAGAAGUCAAAUCAUUUUUAUUUGGAUGGCAUUGUUCACAAUGCACACAUUGUUUCAAAGCAGCUUUAUGGAAAAUCAUACUGUAAUGUAUUAAAGCCUCCAGCUCUAUAAAGAGUCAUGCUUUAAUGUCUUCAUUUUUAAGCCCCCAGUGAGCAAGCCAAAGGUGACUGUGGCGAAAAACAAAAACUCCAAAAGAUGCUACUGGAGAAAAAAAAAAAACCUGGAAGAAUCCAGACUGAGCUGGAGGAGCUAGUUCCCCUCUGUCUAUUCAGCAUGAACAUUAUGCCAAUUAAUUAGCAAUGUCUAAUGCCAAUCAUGUAUUAAUGAAGUAUAAAGUGAUGCAAAGCGGUGCAGGUGAGCAUCAUUGUUCACCAUGUUCCCUUACCUGAAAUGUCAUCAUGUUUUCAGAAGUCUCUCAGAUCGUUAGAGUGCAUGUGUAUAUUAAAAAACUCAAAGACUUAUUUUCUCUUUAAAGUGAUUGUAAUUAUCUUUCAUCCAUAAUGUGCAUGAAAGAGAAACAACCUUUUAAAUGUCAGAAAUAACUUGUAUUUGACAAACUAAUUCUAGUUAUUAAGCAUUUCUUAGGAUGGAUAUGGUCUGGAUGUAAUGUAUUUUUGCCUCCAUUUAAGGAUUAAAAGUAUGUAUGUGAA